Nicotiana attenuata is the source of this 2877-nucleotide messenger RNA. Its product is annotated as ATP-dependent DNA helicase PIF1-like. Gene Ontology annotation, biological process: DNA repair; telomere maintenance. The transcript is spliced from 5 exons. The record is from RefSeq and is a predicted model, not a curated record. Bases 1 to 2877 code for a protein of 958 amino acids. Gene Ontology annotation, molecular function: DNA helicase activity. NCBI's taxonomy places the organism in Eukaryota, Viridiplantae, Streptophyta, Magnoliopsida, Solanales, Solanaceae.
AUGCUGUUACAAAUUCUUAUGAUGCAUGGCCCUUGUGGUUCUGCUAGAAAAUCUUCUCCUUGCAUGCAGAAUGGCAGAUGUACAAAGCACUUUCCAAAAAAGUUUGUUGCCUCAACCACCAUUGAUGAAGAAGGGUACCCUAUUUAUAGAAGAAGGGAUAAUGGUAGAACUGCAAGGAGAGUAGGUAUUGAGUUGGAUAACAAGUAUGUAGUGCCUCAUAAUAAAUUUUUAUUAUUGAAGUAUGUCGCACAUAUUAAUGUGGAAUGGUGCAAUCAAUCACGAUCCAUUAAGUACUUAUUUAAGUAUGUUAAUAAAGGAAAUGAUCGUGUCACCGCAGCUUUUUCUCAAAGUGUAAAUAAGGAAGACUCAUCGGGUGUUGAUGAAAUAAAUAUAUACUGUGAUUGCCGAUACAUAUCUCCAUGUGAAGCUGCUUGGAGAAUUUUUAAAUUCUCACUACACCAUAGAGAACCAUCUGUAGAAAGGCUAUCAUUUCAUCUACCAAAUAAUCAAAAUGUCAUAUAUUCGGAUGAUGAUCCAAUUGAUGCAGUUGUCAAUAAACCAACAGUAAAGGAGUCUAUGUUUUUAAGUUGGUUUGAAGCAAAUAAGAUAUUUCCUGAAGCAAGAGAAUUAACUUAUGCAGAAUUCCCUCUCAAGUUUGUGUGGAAAAAGAAUUUGAAAAGAUGGGAAAAAAGACAAACAUCUGCAUUUUCUAUUGGGAGAAUCUUCUUUAUUCCACCUGGAUCUGGCGAGCAAUAUUACCUUAGAUUGUUGUUAAAUGUCAUUAAAGGUCCAAAAUCCUAUGAGGAACUCAGAAAAAUCAACGGUUGCGAUCAUAAGACUUUUAGAGAUGCAUGUUAUGCUUUGAGUUUAUUAGAUGAUGACAAAGAAUACGUGGAUGCUAUAAUAGAAGCAAGUAAUUGGGGAAUGCCAUCAUAUCUUAGGCAAUUAUUUGUUAUGCUACUUUUAUCAAAUUCAAUGUCACGUCCAGAAAGUGUUUGGCAAGCAACAUGGCAUUUACUAUCAGAAGAUAUCCUUCAUGCAGAAAGAACGAUAUUGCAUAACCCAGGCAUGCAUGCAGCAUUGAUCCACACUCAGUCCCAUCUAGCUAGCCUAAUUUCACCAACAGAUGAUGAGUUAAAAAAUCGUUGUUUGCAAAAGUUGGAAAACUUCUUAAAAGGUUGUGGAAGAAGUUUUCAGGAUUUUCCAACAAUGCCAAUGCCUGUUUAUAAAGAGGAAGAAGUUGACAUCAGUAACAGAUUAAUUCAAGAUGAAUUGUGUUAUAAUAGACGCGCUUUGGCAGAGGAACAUGAAGAGUUAGUAAAGAAUUUGACAGAUGAGCAAAAUUGUAUCUAUAAAAGAAUAAUAACAGCUGUGAAUGAAGACAAAGGUGAAUUUUUCUUUUUAUAUGGUUUUGGAGGAACAAGCAAGACUUUUAUUUGGAGGACUCUUUCUUCUGCCAUAAGAUCUAAAGGAGAUAUUGUGUUAACUGUUGCAUCUAGCGGGAUUGCAUCUCUUUUGUUACCAGGUGGUCGAAUAGCUCAUUCAAGAUUUGUAAUUCCAUUUAAUCUUACUGAAGAUUCAACAUGUAAUAUCAAGCAAGGUUCUCCGUUAGCAAAUUUGAUUGUCAAGGCAAAGUUGAUUAUUUGGGAUGAGGCACCCAUGAUGCAUAGAUAUUGUUUUGAGGCUCUUGAUAGAAUUCUAAGAGAUAUUCUUAGAUUCAAAGAUGCAUCCAACUUAGAACGACCAUUUGGAGGUAAAACAGUUGUUCUUGGUGGUGACUUCAGACAAAUAUUACCUGUUAUUCCAAAAGUUGAUGGCAAUGAAAUAGUCGAAAUACCAGAUGAUCUUCUGAUAAAAUAUCCUGUUGAUCCAAUAUCUGCAAUUGUGGAAAGUACAUAUCCUGAUUUUAUCAAUUGUUGCAACGAUAUAGGAUACAUCCAACAAAGAGCCAUUCUUGCUCCAACUCUUGAUAUGGUAGAAUCAAUCAACGAAUAUAUGAUUUCACUCAAUCAUAGUCCUGAGAAAUCAUAUUUGAGUUCUGAUACAAUUUGCAGCUCUGAUCAAACUUAUUCAGCAUUGGAACAUGUACACACACCAGAAUUUUCGAACACUAUUAAAUGUUCUGGAGUUCCAAAUCAUGCUCUUACUCUAAAGGUAGGUGUUCCGGUGAUGUUAUUAAGAAAUAUUGACCAAUCAACAGGAUUGUGUAAUGGAACAAGGUUGAUCAUAACUAAACUUGGAAAUCAAGUUAUUGAAGCCAAGGUUUUAUCAGGACAUAUGGCUGGACAGAAAGUGUUUAUCCCAAGAAUGACAUUGACUCCAUCUGAUGCUAGAAUUCCAUUUAAGUUCCAGCGAAGACAAUUUCCAAUCACUGUAUCCUUUGCCAUGACAAUCAAUAAAAGUCAAGGACAGUCAUUGUCUCAUGUGGGAUUAUUUUUGAAGAAACCUGUGUUUACCCACGGACAACUAUAUGUUGCUCUUUCCAGGGUGACAACUAGAAAGGGAUUAAAGAUUUUGGUUUAUGAUGAUGAUGAUGGACAAAGAACUACUCCAGCUACAAGUGAUCCAAAUACAAAGAGUGUAGCAUCUGAAAUACCUACAUCUACUCCUGAUGAGUCAAAUACUCUUCCUAUUGAAACUACAGUUGUUUUAGCAACACCAGCAACAGAAGAGCAAGUUGAGAUUGCAUCUAUAGGUGGAGUGUUGGUUGCUAGAUCGGAGCAGCAUGAUGAAGUAGGUGAUUUAGGUGGUGGUUCAGAGGAAAUUGGAGCAAUUGGUGCUACAUCUAAUCAGCCUAAUGAAGUAGGUGAUCCAGAUGUGCCUGCAUCUACUUCCAAUGAUCAGUUACUCUUCCUGUUGAAACUUCAAAUGUUUUAA